AAAUUGUUCCCCAAUUCCACUGUCAUACUAAAUGCUUCAUGAAACCUACCUUUCAGGUUUCGGCAUUUUAUUUUAUUUGGCCGUGCCUGGAAUAUGUCUAUGGAAAUGCCUUGUAAAUAUGCUGCGAUAAUAACACGAGAAAUAUUUCCAUAGAAGAGAGGCACAGACCGCAUGAGUAACUCCGUGGGUCAGACAGCUUUUCUGGACAAAAGGAAUAGGUGACGUUUCGGGUCGAGACCUUUUUUCAAACAGUCAGGGGAUAAGGACAUUUCUACUCGGGACCACACUUUGCAUCGUUCAGUAGAAAUAUUAUUAACUCGAUCUUUUGAGCUCUUGGGAGGUGUUUUGCCAAAAAAAACUCUGCAGGAAUGUUGUGAAUUCAGGUCUCAUCGAUUGCUUCAGUCUGACACAAUGUCAACACGAUAAAGUUGGUGAAGUGUCCAAGGGUUAGGACUCUACGAGAUUCGCUGUUGCAUUGUUUAUCUUAGCGACAGUGCAAAAGGUCGGGUUUUAUUGAAUUGCAGCGAUGCCUUCAGAAAAUAGGAAAAACAUGGUUAAAGGCCAGUUGCCGUUUAUUGGGAUUUGCAACUUUGUGGCCAAAAGGGAUAAUUCGGACCGGGAAAACUUGGUGCCAAUUGAAAGGGCAACUACCUGGAGAAAUGUACAGCGCCGCAGAACUCAGUCCAGACAGGUCACUAUUCUGCCGACUGUGGACGAGCUUCAGGAAGCAGAGGGACAUCCACUCGAAAACAUUCAAGAACCAGAACAAAUCAACAGGCCGAAUUGUAAAAAGGUUCACCUUGCUUUCCUUCCUGACAAAUACGAGCCUUUGGUCGAGUGUGCGGCCGAGAGCGCGAACGAGGAGAGCCGGGCAGACAAAAAGUACAAAAGAAAACAAAAGCUUAAAAAAUGCAGGAAGAACAUUGUUAAAGUGCUUCGUGCUGGAUGGCAUUACUUUAUUCUUGGCAUACAAGAAUUUGCAAAUAAUUAUACAACUCCGUACUCAACUUCUUUUGCUGUGAUUGCUGAGAUGCGCUGAGGGCCCGUGGACAUUGAAAGAUUUCAUAUCUUGCAUUUUAUUUUCAUAUCAAUGACAAAAUUGAAAAAAAUAUAUAUACAGGUACUUUUAAAAGGAGCUCCAUGUGAACUGAAUAGUUAUUAAGCCAAAGAUGGCAAUACAUUUUAAAUGUCUACCAUUUUAUUAAUAAUGAUUGAUAAAAAUAAAGCAAAUGCAUACAUUUGAUUAUUAUUAUUACUACUAAUAAGGCAUGUCAUUUUAAUGAAUUGUAAUCAUGAAUUAUUCUGAGCUGUAGUCUCAAUUCCCUAUUGCUAAUAAAUCACAGAUUAUAUAUUUUAAAUGUUUCGCAGUGUUAAUUUAUUUGUGACGUUUUUUUUAUUUAUUACUGACAUGCCCUCCAGUGGCCUAUAGAUAGUGGAUAGACAGGAGGUGAUGCACUCUGGAUGAUGAUAUUCUGUUCUGUCAUCUAUUCCAUUUGUGUGGUAAAUGAAAAUCCCAGUUCCUCCAGCUUUUUUAUAUCUGUUCUGAUGAUGAUGCUUUCACUGCAGGUGUUGGAGUGAAUAGGAUAUUCUCAGAUGGGGCAAAAAGUUCAAUAGGUUAUUGGAGUUUAGAAGAAUGAGAUGCAUUCUUCAGAACCAGCAGAUUCUGACGAAAGGUUAUCAAACUGUAACAGUGACAAAGUUCUUCUUUCUACAUGCACUGCUUUGACCUGUUGGAUACCUUUGGCGACUUUCAACAAUUUCCAUGUUUUUCUCUCUCAUCUGUCUAUCUAGUUGCACCUCUCUCUAGGCUGAUCAGUUAUAGCAAACAAGCUUUUGCUACUCACUCACUUGGGACCAUCUUCCGUUGUAUAAUUGAAUAUCUUUUACGAGCAGCCUAUCAUUUUCUUUGUUCUUUCCGAGCCUCCUUUUCAUUUCUACCUACGACAUGUGUCAUUUUAAAGUUUUCCUUGUUCUUGUGAAAGCUCAUUGAAACAUAACUGUUUCUCUGCACAGAUGAUGCCUGACCUGGCACCUUGCUGUAUUGAUAGCUCUUGGCUGUUCACUCUAGUUCUAUGUUAUCCCUCUCUCUCAUUUACUCCCUAUGUACUUUGGGUAAUUUUACAGAGGCCAAUUAACCUACAAAACCACUUGUCUAUGGGAUGUAGGAGGAAACCGGAGCUCCUGGUGGAAACUCACGCCAUCACUGGGAAAAUGUCCAAUCUCCAUGCAGACAGCACCCGAGGACAGGAUCGAACCUGGGUCUCUUUUGCUGUGAGGCAGCUCCACCAGCUCCCUUACUUGUUGAAGAUUUAUUUGUAUGGUGUGAAUUUUACCUGCCAAUUGAUGAUACAGGCCUAAAUGUUGUCUACACUUUGUGGACAUGGACAUGCAAACAUGGACUGUUUCAUUAUCUAAUGGACUGAUAAUGAAGCUGAAGAUUUGUGAUCGUCAACAAAUUGCUUUCCUUUUGUCUUAACAGUGAGAUGAAGAUCAUUCAUAUUUUGGACUGACAUUGUCCUGAUACAUUUCUGCAGCAGUGUCAUAAAGUAAUGACAAUUAACCUCCAGCGACUAUAAUCAUCUCCAUAUGUCGCAGUAACAACACCGGUUUCACUCAGAUUGGUGAUUUAACCAUUUGUGAUUCCAUAUUUGGGCGGUUGUCAAAAGAUCACUUCACCUCUACAAUUCAGAAUCUGUAAGGAAACAUAACCAACAUUGUUGACUGGGUUAUUGAAAAACAAAUACUGCUUGAUGCCACACUUUGGUUUGUUCUUUCAUUCUUGCAUUACAAGACAAUAUCAAAUAUUAAUAGAGAAUGGAUGUGAGGUGUAUAUGAUACAGUGAUGGUCAUUCUAUUAACUUUUACUGCAGAGAAAGACAUUCAAUCUACCCUGGUGUAAUCAAUGAAAUAUUAAUAGCAUGUAUUUUCAAGUGGUUUAAAAUAAAAACCGUAAUAUAUGUCUUAGGAGCAGUAGCAAAGUAACUACUAUA
Messenger RNA from Leucoraja erinaceus (little skate), 2990 nucleotides. Its product is annotated as required for drug-induced death protein 1-like. NCBI's taxonomy places the organism in Eukaryota, Metazoa, Chordata, Chondrichthyes, Rajiformes, Rajidae. The record is from RefSeq and is a predicted model, not a curated record. Bases 527 to 1039 code for a protein of 170 amino acids. The transcript is spliced from 2 exons.